AGCUGCAGAAGGAGGAAGAUGAGGAACAGGGUCGUCAUGGGAAACGUCCGGAUCGCCCUCCAGCCCCACGUAGAGUCAGCUUCAGCCAGGACACCUCUCACCCCUACUACGAUGUGGCUCGACACGGGAUCCUACAGGUCACAGGUGAUGAUAACUAUGGCAGGAAGCUAGUGAUCUUCAGUAGCUGCCUGAUGCCCCCCUCCCAUCAGCUCAACCACCACCACCUACUGCAGUAUCUGAUGUAUACCCUGGACCAGUAUGUAGAGAGUGACUAUACGGUAGUGUAUUUCCACCAUGGUCUCCGCAGCUGCAACAAGCCCUCGCUACACUGGCUACGAAACGCCUACAGAGAAUUUGACAGGAAGUACAAGAAGAACCUGAAAGCCCUCUAUGUCGUCCAUCCUACUAAUUUUAUCAGAAUCAUCUGGAAUAUAUUCCAACCACUCAUCAGUCACAAGUUUGGUAAGAAGCUGACUUAUGUAAACUACCUGUCUGAGCUCAGAGAUCACCUGAGCUGGGAUCAGCUCAUCAUCCCACCUGAUGUCCUCAGGCAUGACGAGAGGCUGCAGGCGGCCCAGAAGGGAGGUCUGCACCCCUCAUCUAAGACUCCUCCCCCCAGACCUCCUCUGCCCACUCAGCAGUUUGGAGUCAGCCUGCAAUAUAUUGCUGAGAAGAACCAGGGAGUUAUGAUCCCUCCUGUGAUGUCCCAGACUGUGUCUUAUCUCAAAGACAAUGGCCUCCAGACAGAAGGUAUCUUCAGGAGGUCCGCUCGUGUUCAGCUCAUCAAGGACGUCCAGAAGCUCUUUAACCAGGGGAAGCCAGUGGUUUUCGAGCAGUACGGAGACAUCCACGUGCCUGCUGUCAUCCUGAAGACCUUCCUCAGAGAGCUUCCUGAACCUCUGCUCACCUUCCCCCUCUACCACCAGAUACAGGACAUAGUCCAAGUGGAGAGCAGUCUACGAGUGACCACCUGUAAACACAUCCUAGCGAGACUACCAGAACACAACUACAUGGUGUUGAAGUACCUGCUCUGCUUCCUGAACAUGGUCUCUCAGCAGAGUAUCAUCAACAAGAUGUCUCCCUCCAACCUGGCUUGUGUGUUUGGUGUCAAUCUGUCCUGGCCUUCUCAGGGCUCUGUCUCUCUGACAUCUCUAACACCGCUCAACAUCUUCACUGAGAUCCUUAUAGAACAUUACCAUACAGUCUUCAGCUCUCGCUGCCCACAAGCAGAGGUACUGCCCUGAUACCAGCCCUGAUACCAGCCCUGAUACCAGCCCUGAUACCAGCCCUGAUACCAGCCCUGAUACCAGCCCUGAUACCAGCCCUGAUACCAGCCCUGAUACCAGCCCUGAUACCAGCCCUGAUACCAGCCCCGAUACCAGCCCCGAUACCACCUGAUACCAGCCCCGAUACCACCUGAUACCAGCCCCGAUACCACCUGAUACCAGCCCCGAUACCACCUGAUACCAGCCCGAUACCACCUGAUACCAGCCCCGA
This is a messenger RNA of Oncorhynchus nerka (sockeye salmon), 1497 nucleotides long. RefSeq names its product rho GTPase-activating protein 8. The annotation marks the transcript as partial. Gene Ontology annotation, biological process: small GTPase-mediated signal transduction; negative regulation of endocytic recycling. NCBI's taxonomy places the organism in Eukaryota, Metazoa, Chordata, Actinopteri, Salmoniformes, Salmonidae. The transcript has 11 exons. Gene Ontology annotation, molecular function: GTPase activator activity. Gene Ontology annotation, cellular component: cytoplasm. The record is from RefSeq and is a predicted model, not a curated record.